AUGAUAUGGGCCAUCCCCUUACUCGUGGUCCUUCUCGUGCUCAAGGUCGCCAGAGGCCACGAGAAGCCAGCCAAGAAACGCUUCUACGAUAAGAAGGAGUACUCGCCACCAAAAAUCCAGGCAGUCUCCAGCGACUUUGACUGGCAGUCCCAGGAGCCUCUCAAGUCCUAUCCGUUCAAAAAUGCUGCCUAUAAGUUGACAAUGGGGAUCAAGUCUUUGGACGUACAAGACUGGUUAUUGGUUGAAAACUCCUACAAGAAAGUCACUGCAGUGAAGUCUAAGAUUAUCAACAACUCCCACCCUGCCUACCCGGCAGAGAAGGACCUCAGAUCCAAUACACUCUUACACACGGACGAGGCGUUUCCUGCCAUCAAAGAGUUUUACUCCGUCGCUACCAGCUACAUGUGUGACAAGUACCCCAUGUACUUUGUGAGAGAAGGCGACAUGAUUCACAACAAAAUAAACAAUAUUUACGUUCCAAGCACUUGUUCAAAUGACGUCAAGGAUGCCCCCAAGUAUUUGGAAUAUUUGACCCAGAUUAUCGAGGAGGAUUUCAUUAUUCUUCUUAAAGACCCAAGUAAAGAAGACGAAAAAGAUGGUACCGAAUAUUUCUUCAAGGCAGGAGUGUUUGCUUUUGCCGCAGGCUUUAAUCCAAGGGAUAGAUUCAACGCUCCUCUUUCUUUUGUUCAUCAUCCAAUCCCCGGGUAUGAAGAAAAGUUGAAGCUUUCCAUGAAUCGUUUCUUCAAUAGAAUAGUACCUGGACAAUUUGUUACCCGAAGCAACUUCUCAGUUCAAACCCACGAUAAAUAUUAUGUUGAUGACUCCAACAAGGGCCACAACCUUCCCAAGGAUCAUGUACAAGUGGCAUUGGAUUAUGAUAGCUUGGAUUUUGACAACCAGGUGCACUACAGAAGCGAAAGACAAGUAUUAACCAAAUUGCCCGAAUCAGGAGCAGUUGUAUUCACCAUCAGAACCUAUUUACAUCCAAUGAGUAGGAUCAAAAGUGAGGGUCCAGAAGUUUGUGAGAGAUUGGUUGGUGCCAUCGAGGGGUUCCCUCCCGAUAUUGUCACUUACAAGAGGGCAGGCGAAUGGGGCCCUCCUUUGAUUAAAUAUUUGAGGAGUUAG
Messenger RNA from Suhomyces tanzawaensis NRRL Y-17324, 1125 nucleotides. RefSeq names its product Hrq2p (gene HRQ2). The record is from RefSeq and is a predicted model, not a curated record. The coding region runs from base 1 to 1125 and encodes 374 amino acids. Lineage: Eukaryota; Fungi; Ascomycota; Pichiomycetes; Serinales; Debaryomycetaceae. The transcript has a single exon.